This is a messenger RNA of Zootoca vivipara (common lizard), 2189 nucleotides long. It is a transcript of the gene TXNIP, whose product is annotated as thioredoxin interacting protein. Gene Ontology annotation, biological process: protein transport. NCBI's taxonomy places the organism in Eukaryota, Metazoa, Chordata, Lepidosauria, Squamata, Lacertidae. Gene Ontology annotation, molecular function: ubiquitin protein ligase binding. Gene Ontology annotation, cellular component: cytoplasm. The record is from RefSeq and is a predicted model, not a curated record.
GCAUCCGGAUGACGGUGCCACUAGCCGAGGCAGGCUUAGGGCAGAGAAGAGGCAGGAGUUCCUUAGCACUCCAUUUGGCUAUUACUCCUUUUAUUUCGAGAAGACAAAGGGGGCAAACUUGUGUUAAAAAUUGCCUUUUCAAUUUUGUCCCCUUAAAAUAUUUCUGGGCACAAAAGCUAAGCUUUUCGGAACUCAGCCCACUUUGACCCUAUUUGCUUUGCCUGCGAAUACUAAUAACAGUUGGGUCACCAUGGUGAUGUUCAAGAAGAUCAAGACCUUCGAAGUGGCCUUCAGCGAGCCUGACAAAGUCUACAGCAGCGGGGACAAGGUGGCUGGCCGUGUCGUGGUGGAGGUGGCCGAAGUCACCCGGGUCACCCGGGUCAAAGUUCUGGCUUGCGGGGUGGCCAAGGUCCUGUGGAUCAAAGGGCCCCAGCAGUGCAAGCAGGAGAUGGAAUACCUUCGCUAUGAAGAUGUCCUCACCCUGGACGACCAUCCAGCUGAUGCGGAUGGUUCUGUGAUUAUGAGACCAGGAAACACCUACGAAUACAAGUUUGGAUUUGAGCUACCUCAAGGGCCGCUUGGUACUACUUUCAAGGGCAAAUAUGGCUGCGUUGACUAUUGGGUAAAGGCUUUCUUGGAUCGUCCAUCCUUUCCGACUCAAGAUAUAAAGAAGCGCUUUGAGGUCAUGGAUCAAAUUGACGUCAACACUCCAGACCUGAUGUCACCUGUAGCUGCCAAGAAGGAAAAGAAAGUGUCCUGUAUGUUUAUCCCUGAUGGGCAUGUGUCUGUUAGUGCCAGGAUUGACCGCAAAGGAUUCUGCGAAGGUGAUGACAUAUGUAUCAAUGCCGACUUUGAGAACACCUGUUCCCGGAUUGUGAUGCCCAAGGCAGCCAUUGUUGCUAAGCACACCUACCUGGCCAAUGGGCAGACCAAGGUCUUCUCCCAGAAGCUCUCAUGUGUCCGAGGCAACCACAUUGUCUCCGGCAUGUCUGAAUCAUGGCGUGGCAAGACCCUCCGGGUCAAGAAGAUCAAGCCUUCCAUUUUGGGCUGCAACAUCCUGCGUGUGGAGUACUUCUUGCAGAUCUAUGUCAGUGUCCCAGGCUCCAAGAAGAUCAUCCUGGAGUUGCCACUUGUCAUUGGCAGCAAGUCUUCCGGCAUUGGCAGCCGCAGCUCUAGCAUGGCCAGCCAGACCAGUUCCGAAAUGAGCUGGGUAGACCUCAACAUCCCGGAUGCCCCAGAAGCACCUCCAUGCUACCUGGACAUUGUCCCUGAAGACCACCGUCUGGAGAGUCCCACCACCCCUCUUUUAGAUGAGCUUGACAACUCAUUUGACAGCCCCAUCUUCAUGUAUGCUCCAGAGUUCAAGUUCAUGCCACCGCCUACCUACACAGAGGUGGAUCCUUGCACUCUCAACAACAAUGUCCAGUGAGCACCAAUCAAAGGACAUAUUUACGCAGUUGUCCAGCUUUUUCUGGACUUUGAACAAUUGCACUCACAGAGAUUAUGCACCAGGCAGAAAUUCCCUGAUGAAAAGGGAAGGAAAACCUCAUGGUGUCAGCGCAUCUCGUGGAAGACUGUUGGCAAGGAGCUGAAUUGAAUGGCUACCUUUAUGCCUUUGUGUACUUGCCACAGGCCAAGAGAAGCUAUGUGGGUCAGUGGUGGACCCAGGCCUCGGCUCUCCCCUAUAGCCAGGUGCUGAAGUGAAACUUUCAAGAUGGGACUGUAGGGGUAGAGCAGGAAUUUCUGAAUGAGGGGAGGUGAAAGGCCAACAACAGAUCAACAGUUUGGAAGAAAUACUACUGAAUGACAACCAACGACCAUUUGUAUCUGUGAUCAAAAAUUGUUUUGAAUGUGGUGAUUUAGAUACAUGAGGUUGUAUGUCUGAAGAUUUUUCAAUAGGACAAGCAAGCUUUUGGUAGUUUGUUUCUUACAAGUUUUUUUGAGUAAAAGUGAUUUUCUCAGGUUUUAAAACCUAACAUAAUGAUCUUUGGGACAUUUGGAAAAAUGUGAAGGGAGAGUUAGUUGCUAGAUGGACAGUGGUAGGUUGGUAGGUGUUUUCUGCUGGAUGGGAUUGGGGUUUUCUCUCAAUAGCAUUAAGUGAAGGAAUGAGGUGAGAAUAAAAAAGUAUAGCAGGUGGUGUUGUGUUAGGUUGUAAUAAACACUCCAUCCAAAGGGGCAAAAAAAAAAAA